AUGCAACUCGUUACUUCGGGGACACUCAGCAGUAAGGAUGGAGUUGAUCAAGCUACUGAUCAAGAGUCUCAAUGGGGGAUCACUCCUCUAAUUCCUUCAAGAGGUAGUUUAUCUGCCUCAGGCCAUCUGUCUCCACUUUCCUAUCUUGGGGGUCUGCUGGAAGGGAACCCAGAUAUCUUCAUGCAAAUCCGCCCCAAACAUGCAGAUAGAGAGGCUGAGGCAGGCAUCACUCCCUUGGAUUUGCAUGCUAAGGAAGCCCUAGGAGUGAUGAACGGAGCUGCUCCAAGUGCUGCUGCCGCCACUUUGGUCUUGUACGACGCAAACAAUCUCGCUUGUCGCCCAGACCCAGGCCAAAAGGAGGUCGCCACUUAUAUCCGUUCAUUUCUCGGUGGAUCUCAACUCAGCCAGAACAUGAACGUCAAGCGGCAAGGAUUGGUUGAAGACAGGUAUGCCCUACGUACUGUCCCUCGGUGGAUUGGGCCUGUGCUCAAAGACUUCUCGUUCGCACAUCGUCAGAUCACCAUCGAAUUGAACUCAUCAACCGACAAUCCAUUGAUUGAUGUGGAUGGAGACUGUUUCCACCAUGGCGGAAACUUUCAAGCCGCAUCUAUUAUAUCUGCAGUUAAGAAAACAAAACUCGGUUUAAUGAUGCUCGGUAGGCUGCUUGUAUCGCAGUGCCAGAAGUUGAUCAACCCUUUCCUCAACCAGGGAUUGUCUCCCAAUCUCUGCUUCGAUGGUCCUAGUCUCUCGUUUAACUGCAAAUAG
This is a messenger RNA of Penicillium soppii, 765 nucleotides long. RefSeq names its product Aromatic amino acid lyase. Bases 1 to 765 code for a protein of 254 amino acids. The transcript is spliced from 3 exons. Lineage: Eukaryota; Fungi; Ascomycota; Eurotiomycetes; Eurotiales; Aspergillaceae. The record is from RefSeq and is a predicted model, not a curated record. Gene Ontology annotation, molecular function: ammonia-lyase activity.